Haemorhous mexicanus (house finch) is the source of this 1065-nucleotide messenger RNA. RefSeq names its product deleted in azoospermia like (gene DAZL). NCBI's taxonomy places the organism in Eukaryota, Metazoa, Chordata, Aves, Passeriformes, Fringillidae. The record is from RefSeq and is a predicted model, not a curated record. Gene Ontology annotation, molecular function: mRNA 3'-UTR binding; protein binding. The transcript has 11 exons. Bases 1 to 1065 code for a protein of 354 amino acids.
AUGGCGGCGGCACCACGAGCGGCGCCUCGCCUACCCGAGGUGCUACGUCCCCCCCUGCCGGAGCAAAGGCCCGGCGUCGCCCGGCGUGCCGUGGGCUCCUCGCUUCGCACCGGCAUGCUGCUUGCUGUUUGCUCUUUCUGUUUGAGGAACGUGAUUUGUGGCUGUAGCGGUGACGCUUCAAACACUAUACGAGCAGCGCAUGUGGAGACCCAACGUUCAAGCACCACGGAAGGCAGUGCCUAUUCAGCAACAGUCAGUCAGGGCUAUGUUUUACCAGAAGGAAAAAUCAUGCCCAACACAGUCUUUGUUGGUGGAAUUGACAUAAGGAUGAAUGAAGCAGAAAUUCGGAGUGUCUUUGAACAGUAUGGUACUGUGAAGGAGGUGAAGGUCAUCACUGACAGAACUGGUGUUUCGAAGGGGUAUGGAUUUGUGUCUUUCCUGGACAAUGUGGAUGUUCAAAAGAUAGUUGAGUCACAAAUCAACUUCCAUGGUAAAAAGCUGAAACUGGGGCCAGCAAUCAGAAAACAACAAAACUUAAAUUCCUGUGUGCAUCCCAGACAAAUAGUUCUUGGUCCUCCUCCACCACAGUUCCAGAGCGUGUGGAGUAAUCAGAGUAUGGAGACAUAUGUGCAGCCUCCAGCUGUCAUGAACCCAGUAACACCGUAUGUUCAGCCCUAUCCAUACAGUUCAUCACCAGCUGUACUGCUAAAGCAGCAAGUUCCCAUAGGAUAUCAACCAGCUUACAACUAUCAGGCUCAACCACAGUGGCUUGCUGGGGAGCCAAGAAAUUAUGUAAUACCUCCAACUCCGGUGUAUACUUCAGUGAACUAUCAUGGCUCUGAGGAUCCAGGAUUUAUACAGAUGGAAUGUGCUGUUCCAGAGCCCACACAGUUGCCUAGCAGCCCACAAAAGAAGUCUGUGGACAGGGGCAUGCAAACAGUACUAUCCUGUCUGUCUAAUCCUGAGAACCAGCUGACAAAUGACUUUGUAUCACAAGACAGCAAUGUAAAGGAGGGUAAGACAUACCACUUGAGAAAAGGAAAGACAGUACACAAAGCCAUUUGA